This is a messenger RNA of Jaculus jaculus (lesser Egyptian jerboa), 7395 nucleotides long. RefSeq names its product PATJ crumbs cell polarity complex component (gene Patj). Lineage: Eukaryota; Metazoa; Chordata; Mammalia; Rodentia; Dipodidae. The coding region runs from base 90 to 5699 and encodes 1869 amino acids. The record is from RefSeq and is a predicted model, not a curated record. Gene Ontology annotation, molecular function: protein binding. The transcript is spliced from 44 exons.
GCUCAGGUGAGGAGGCCGCCGCCGGGGCCCCGCCGCGCCUCCGACGACCAGUAGGUUUCUUUAAAAGGGAUUGGAGAGAAUAAGCCAAAAUGCCAGAAAACCCUGCUACAGAUAAGAUGCAGGUCCUCCAGGUCCUUGAUCGCCUGAGAAUGAAACUGCAGGAGAAAGGGGACACGUCGCAGAAUGAGAAACUGUCCAUGUUUUAUGAGACCCUGAAGAGUCCUCUCUUCAGCCAGAUACUCACACUUCAGCAGUCCAUCAGGCAGCUGAAGGGGCAACUUGGCCACAUCCCCUCAGCUUGCACAGCCAACUUUGAGUUUUCUAAGAAAGGUUUGCUAGUGUUCACAGAUGGCUCCAUUGCAAAUGGGAAUGUCCAUGGGCCCUGUAAUAAUUUAGCUCCAAAGUCAGGAAAUGAAGACUUUCACUCAGUCAUUCAACAGAUGGCUCAGGGCCGACAAGUUGAGUAUAUUGAUAUAGAGCGUCCUUCAACUGGAGGCCUUGGGUUUAGUGUGGUUGCCCUUCGAAGCCCAAGUCUGGGAGAAAUUAGUCUCUUUGUGAAGGAAGUCCAUCCUGGGAGCAUAGCCGCCAGGGAUCAAAGAUUAAAGGAAAAUGACCAGAUUUUGGCUAUUGAUCAUACCCCACUGGACUGGACUGUUUCCCAUCAGCAAGCAGUCGCCUUACUGCAGCAAAACACUGGGGCUCUGCGUCUGGUUGUGGCCAGGGAAGCAGGCAGCGGCCCAGCUCCUACCCGCUCACGUGACAGGACUCUCCUGGAAACAGUUUGUUGGGGCCAUACUGAAGAUGUUGAGCUCAUUAAUGAUGGCUCUGGCUUAGGUUUUGGAAUAGUUGGAGGAAAGUCAAGUGGCGUGGUUGUGAGGACAAUUGUUCCUGGAGGAUUGGCAGAUCGAGAUGGACGACUACAGACAGGGGAUCACAUCUUGAAGAUUGGCAGCACAAAUGUGCAGGGAAUGACCAGUGAACAAGUUGCCCAAGUGCUGAGGAACUGUGGGAAUUCGGUUAGAAUGCUUGUGGCUAGAGACCCCAUUGGUGAAAUAUCAUCGAUGCCUCCUACCCCUACGUCCUUACCUGUUGCCUUGCCUGCUGUAGUUAAUAGGAGUCCUGCUUUGGACAAUUCUUCUCUUUUUGAAACUUAUAAUGUUGAACUUGUUAAGGAAGAUGGACAAAGUCUUGGGAUUAGAAUUGUUGGCUAUGUUGGAACAACUCAUACAGGGGAAGCUUCAGGGAUUUAUGUGAAGAGUUUAAUUCCUGGCAGCGCUGCCUACCACAAUGGCCAGAUUCAAGUGAAUGACAAGAUCAUUGCUGUGGAUGGUGUGAAUAUUCAGGGGUUUGCCAACCAGGAUGUUGUGGAAGUGUUACGAAAUGCAGGGCAGGUGGUGCACCUAACACUGGUUCGCAGGACAGCCUCAUCUGCAUCUCCAUUGGAACAGACUUCAGAUAGAGGAGCUGUGGUUGAACCCCUAAGAACACCAGUCCUCCUGGCUAGAGAUGUGGAAACAGAAAUGGAUUUGGAGGUUGAAGAUGAAGAAAUUGGAGAAAGAUUGGAUAAUUUUAAAAAGGACAACAUGCAAGCCUUUGAAAAAUCAGAUGUAUGUCCAGAAAAAGUACCAGGCUUUCUAGAAAAUGAGCUGAAAACCAGAUGGGAAAACCUAUUGGGCCCUGAGUAUGAAAUAAUGGUAGCUACGUUGGAUACACAGAUUGCAGAUGAUGCUGAGCUACAGGAGUAUUCAAAGCUCCUGCCCAUCCAUACUCUGAGGCUUGGUGUGGAAGUGGAUUCUUUUGAUGGGCACCAUUAUAUCUCUUCCAUUGUUCCUGGUGGUCCUGUGGACACACUGAACCUUCUUCAGCCAGAGGAUGAACUUCUAGAGGUCAAUGGUCUGCAGCUUUAUGGGAAAUCUCGCCGAGAAGCAGUCUCUUUUCUUAAAGAAGUACCACCCCCUUUCACCUUGGUUUGCUGUCGCCGGCUGUUUGAUGAUGAGGCCUCUGUUGAUGAGCCAAGGACAACUGAAGGUUCACUUCUCCAGACAGAGGUUAAUCACAGUGCAGAUGUCAACACCGAGGAGGAUGAUGAUGGGGAAUUAGCCCUGUGGUCUCCGGAAGUCAAGACUGUUGAACUAGUGAAAGACAGUAAAGGCUUGGGCUUCAGCAUUCUGGAUUACCAGGACCCCUUGGACCCCACGAGGUCAGUGAUUGUGAUUCGCUCCCUGGUAGCAGAUGGUGUAGCAGAAAGAAGUGGAGAACUUUUACCCGGAGACCGCCUGGUCUCAGUCAAUGAGUACUCCUUGGAUAAUAGCACCCUUGCAGAGGCCGUAGAGGUACUGAAGGCUGUGCCUCCAGGCACUGUGCACCUCGGGAUCUGCAAGCCUUUGGUGGAAGAUGAAAAAGAAGAAAGUUAUGUUUUACAUUUAAACAACAAUCAAGACAAUGCUGAACUUUGGGGAACAAUGCAUGACAUCAAUUCAUCUUUAAUACUUGAAGCACCUAAGGGAUUUAGAGAUGAACCGUAUUGUAAAGAACUUGUGGAUGAGCCAUUUCUAGAUUUGGGGAAGUCUUUCCAGUACCAGCAAAAAGAAAUAGACACUAGCAAGGAGGCCUGGGAGAUGCAGGAGUUCCUGAGUCCUCAGGUGGAGGACAUGGGUGAAGAGCGAGAGAUGCUUGUUGAUGAGGAAUGUGAACUCUAUGAAGAUCACCUCCAGUCCAUGGAUCUGUACCCCCCAUCACAUGCUGGAGAUGCCUCCAGGCAGGAAUUGCAGUUUGGUGCACAGUGGUCGCUUGACAACAUAUCAGGAGGUGAACCCCCUGAGUCUCAUGACACAGGGCCUCUGAGAAGUGUGUAUUCCCAGGAGGCACAGCAGUAUGGCUGUAGCACCGAAGACAUGAUGAAAGAAACCUUCAGCCUUGAUUCCCAAUCAUCUCUAUCCUCUGGUGAAGGAAACGGGCAGCAUAGCAGACUUGAUCUUGAACCCCUUCAUUCAUUACUGCAAAGCAGCCUUGAUUUAGGCAUGAUGAUUCCAAGUGAUGCCCAAGGUGCUGGAGUGCUUGCUGAUCUUCCUGCUGUGGCUCCAAGAAGGGAGCAAGAAGACUUGCCUCUAUAUCAGCUCCCUCAGCCCAGAGCUCUUGCAAAGCCUUCCAUGUAUGCAGGAAUGUUGUCUUCUAGAUAUGUCACUGCUGCAUGUGAGUUACCUGAGCGAGAAGAAGGUGAAGGAGAAGAAACCCCAAACUUCAGCCAUUGGGGUCCGCCACGAGUUGUUGAGAUUUUUAGAGAGCCCAAUGUGUCUCUUGGCAUCAGCAUUGUUGGUGGACAGACUGUGAUAAAACGCCUGAAGAAUGGGGAGGAGCUUAAAGGAAUAUUUAUCAAACAAGUUCUGGAAGACAGUCCUGCAGGAAAAAACAAUGCGCUUAAAACUGGAGAUAAAAUACUUGAGGUAUCUGGCAUAGAUUUGCAGAAUGCCUCCCAUGCAGAAGCAGUUGAGGCCAUUAAGAAUGCAGGAAACCCUGUGGUGUUUGUGGUUCAGAGCUUGUCGGCUACUCCAAGAGUCAUUGCUAAUGUGCAUAACAAGAGCAACAAAACUGUCAGUGACCAGGACCAAGACAUCCAAGAAAGAAAAGAAAAGAGGCAUGGAACAGCUCCCCCUCCCCUGCAGCUGCCUCCUCCAUACAGAGCCUCAUCUUCAGACCGUGAUGAAGAUGAAGAAGAAGGUGCAGCGACUGACAAAAAAAUAAGGCAACGAUAUGCUGAUCUGCGUGGGGAAUUGCACAUUAUCGAGUUGGAAAAGGAUAAGAAUGGACUGGGACUCAGCCUUGCUGGUAAUAAAGACCGGUCACGGAUGAGCAUAUUUGUAGUGGGAAUUAACCCUGAAGGACCUGCCGCCACAGACGGACGACUACACAUUGGAGAUGAGCUGUUAGAGAUAAACAAUCAGAUCCUGUAUGGAAGAAGUCACCAAAAUGCAUCUGCCAUUAUUAAGACUGCACCAUCCAAGGUUAAGCUGGUUUUCAUCAGAAAUGAAGAUGCUGUCAAUCAAAUGGCUGUUGCUCCCUUCUCGUUAUCAUCAAGCUCUCCGUUAUCUGUUGAGGAUCAGGGUGGCACCAAGCCUGUCAGUACUGAGGAAGACAGAAGUCUGGAAGCUACUAUGAAACAACUGCCUGAAAGCAAAAGCUCCAAGCUGGCUGCCAGCCAGAUGAAACAGCAAAACUCCAUGCCCGAAGCCUCUUUCAGUUCACAAGUGUUCCAGUCGGCACCACCUCCCUUGUACCAGUUGGCAGAUUCAGACCUCCCAGGCUCUGGUGGUUUUGAGGCUCCUCUCUCAAUGGACCCUGCAACAUGUCCAAUUGUCCCUGGCCAGGAGAUGAUCAUAGAAAUAUCUAAGGGACACUCAGGGCUUGGUCUCAGCAUCGUAGGAGGAAAGGACACACCCUUGGAUGCUAUAGUUAUCCAUGAAGUCUAUGAAGAAGGAGCAGCCGCCCGAGAUGGAAGACUAUGGGCUGGAGACCAGAUACUUGAGGUUAAUGGGGUCAAUCUGAGGAGCUGCAGCCACGAGGAAGCCAUCACAGCCCUGAGGCAGACACCCCAGAAGGUGCAGCUGGUGGUGUACAGAGAUGAGGCGCACUACAGAGAUGAGGAGAACUUGGAGAUGUUUCCUGUGGAUCUACAGAAGAAGACUGGUCGCGGACUGGGCCUGAGCAUCGUUGGGAAACGGAAUGGAAGUGGAGUGUUUAUUUCUGACAUUGUAAAAGGCGGAGCUGCAGACCUGGAUGGGAGGUUGAUUCAGGGAGACCAGAUCUUGUCUGUGAAUGGGGAAGACACAAGAAAUGCCUCACAAGAGACAGUAGCUGCCAUCCUAAAGUGUGCCCAGGGACUUGUGCAACUAGAGAUUGGGAGACUCCGAGCCGGUUCCUGGGCCUCCUCAAGGAAGACCUCGCAAAACAGCCAGGGGACUCAGCACAGUACACACAGCAGCGGCCGGCCUUCCCUGGGUCCUGUCAUUGCCAGCCUGCAAAACUUGGUGGGCAACACGGAAGCUUCGGAUCCUUCCCAGAAAAGUUCAGGCACAGAUGUGGGACCACGGACUGUUGAAAUAAUCAGAGAAUUCAGCGAUGCCCUUGGAAUCAGUAUUGCUGGAGGAAAAGGCAGUCCUUUAGGAAAUAUCCCCAUAUUCAUUGCCAUGAUUCAGGCCAGUGGAGUGGCUGCACGAACACAGAAGCUUAAGGUCGGAGACCGGAUCGUGAGCAUCAAUGGGCAGCCCCUGGACGGGCUGUCUCACACAGAAGCGGUUCAUCUGCUGAAGAAUGCCUUUGGGCGCAUUAUCCUGCAGGUUGUGGCAGACACCAAUAUAAGUGCCAUAGCAACUCAGCUUGAAAACAUGUCCACUGGCUCCCCCACUGCUGAUCACCACCAGGAAGACACAGCAACACCUCCACCUAAGAUUAUAACUUUGGAGAAAGGCUCGAGAGGAUUGGGGUUUAGUAUUGUAGGGGGUUAUGGAAGUCCCCAUGGAGACCUGCCAAUUUAUGUCAAGACUAUAUUUGCCAAGGGAGCAGCUGCAGAUGAUGGCCGAUUAAAACGAGGGGACCAGAUUUUAGCUGUCAAUACUGAGACCCUAGAAGGUGUCACUCACGAGCAAGCUGUUGACAUUCUGAAACAACAGAAAGGGACCGUCACCUUAACUGUGCUGCCAUGAGUCCGACUUGACUACCAGGCACAUGGGGUUAGAAUGUGCGUAGGAGGAUGAAGUUUCUCUGGAAGUGGGAAUGAAAAGACGCGUCGUCUGAAGCUCACCGCGGCCCUCACCACCUCCCUCACCCCCGCACCACCCUGUGGAGGGCUGAAGCCUCAGCAGCCAUCUGCCCGAGGGGUCCUAGCUUCUGAGAGUUAACUUCUCCAACUUGACACUUCCUGCAUUGCACUUAACAUCAGUGUUUGCCAGCCAGUAGUUAUUAGUUCCAAUUCUGUUUGCUGAAACUGGAGCUAAUAGCCUCAUGUUCCUUCUGCUUCACCCCUUCUUCAUACACAAAUAUAAUAGCAAGCUAAGACUUCAUUGAAUGCACAGAAACAAGUUUUUCAACUUGUCAUCUCAUUCAUGAUUUAUUUAUGCUAAUUUGCCUCUUCAAGUAAGCCAGAAAACAUCAGUGUAAUUAACUUCCCCAAGAUGAACUACCCAUGUUCUCCUAAGGGAAAUCACUGUAUUCUCUUCUGUAUAACUCAUAGUCAAGUAAAUCUCAACUUCAUUUCUCUGGGUAGAUCUUUGUAUGUUAGUCAUUGCUGAUUUUGAUGAGUCAAUUUAAAGGCUGUAAUCUUCUGAAAAUUCUGAGAGGCUUUUUAAUUGUUUUCUGAACUACAUGAUGCAUCCCAUUGAGCAAAUGCACCUUGUUCUCCAUAGGAGCAAUUUGCCUCCUUGUUCUGAAUCCCAAUAAUGUCAGCGUAUGUUAGUGUGUGGGAGGCUUAUCCAGAGUUCAAGUCUGGUUUCAUUCCCUCCUCUCAGUCUGCAGAUGAAAAGGUAGAAACCCUUGAACCACAUUGCAAAGAGCAGCACGUUUUGCCUCCAGCUGGUAGAUAGGUCUGGUGGCCUUGUGAGAGUAGAGUGACGAGUGUGAUUGCCCUUUCCUUCCCGUCCAUACCAGCCGGCGCAGCAGUACAGGCUGCAGCAACUACAUGUAACAACUUGCUUCCCUCAAGUGACUGGGCCAGAGCCUGAGCCUGGCAAUAGGUGAUGGAAAUGCUCAGCUCAUGGUUUCCACUCGCAGAAAGCCUCCCAUUGGCUGAAGUUCUGCAUGCCAUAAAAGCAGCUAAGUUGAUUAUAAAUGUUGUUCAGACAUUAGCUGCAAAAAGAAAGAAAUGCUCAUUGGCUCUGCUGUAGGGUCUUCUACUAAAGUAACAUGAAGGAUAAGUAAAGGGUCAGUGAUAGACAUACUUAGCACUAUCUAACUUCAACUCAGUGAUACAAAUUGUGCACAGUAAUUACCAAAAUGUAAUCAUCUUUAAUAUGUAUAGAUUUUAAUAGAGCUUGACAUAUGAUUAGAUGUAAUCACAAAGUGCAUUGACUGAUUGGAAUAUGUUGUGGCUAUUCCAGAGUGCCUAAAUUGUAUGUUGAAAAUGUGUUUCAUAAUAGGUAUUAGUUUCCUGAGAUCAUAUAAGGUGUUCAGAAUUUCUAGUGUAUCCACCAUGUGUGCAUCUGAGAGGAUCUCUUCUAGGGCAGGAGAAGCUGCCAGCCUCAGAGUGUCCUGUGCUCAUUGUAAGCCUCAACAGCCCAGAUGAAAUGAAGCCAAAUAACACCUGAAAAUGCACCUUAAAAAUAUACAUACAUAUAUAUAAUGCUUUUGAAAAUGUGAUUCUGCUUGAUUUUAGUGAAAUGGCAUUAAAUACACAUUUUUAAAUAA